AUGACUUCUUCCACCACUACUGCCAGCUCUACUGCCAGCUCUACUGCCAGCUCUACUGCCAAGGCUUCCUCUUCAUCUUCCUCUCUCUUACGUAAAAUACAACACUGGAGUGGAAUUGCCUUCUCCGUCUUUGUUUCUCUUCAUGUGAUGACCACCAUGUCUGCUUCCCUUUCACCCUCUCAAUAUGAUUCAGUAUUGAAUGCCACUCGAAAAUGGUAUCGACCCUCCAUGGCCAUUGAAGGUUUGGUUGUGUUUGCUCCAUUGGCUCUCCAUAUGAUUGCCAAUACAUUGAUUACUCUUACAACAAAGAAGACUGAAAGUUCUCCAUCCUCCUCCUCCUUGUGGAAGAAACUCCAUACCUAUUCUGGAUAUGCUCUAGGUGGAUUAGUUCCCUUGCACAUCUUCGGAACUCGAUUUAUGCAUUCGUAUGCCCAAGAAUUUGCUUCCUUGAAUUUUGUGUUGGAAAAGGAAAUGGGAUUGGUUGCUGGAAUGAGUUAUUUCGUCUUGUUAUUGAGUGCAGGUGUGUAUCACUCCUUGUAUGGAUUGAAUAUUGCGUUGGGAUACAAGAUGAAACGACCAUUGGUGUUGGCUUGUAUUGUUGGUGUGUUGGCUGCUGGAUAUUUUGGAUUGUUGGGAUUUGCUGGAUAUUUGUAUCCUGAAAUGAUGGUUGCAGUUCGGGAAAAACAUUCUCAAUUUGCUCAUUAA
Messenger RNA from Naegleria fowleri, 705 nucleotides. RefSeq lists its product as uncharacterized. Bases 1 to 705 code for a protein of 234 amino acids. Gene Ontology annotation, cellular component: membrane. Gene Ontology annotation, biological process: lipid homeostasis. The record is from RefSeq and is a predicted model, not a curated record. The transcript has a single exon. NCBI's taxonomy places the organism in Eukaryota, Heterolobosea, Eutetramitea, Acrasida, Naegleriidae.